CCUAGAGGCUGAGUUUACGACGGCCGUGAAGGCAGCACCGGUAUUUCUUUUUCAGCCGUUGGUGAGACCUAGCUUAAAAUUUUUUAGCCUGUACCUAAGAUUUGUGUGUCUGUGUUUCUUUACUUUUUGUGCCAAGAGGCUAUAAAAACUUUACCUCCCAAUGACGAGCGAGGGUGAAUCUUUGAAAGCAGACAGGCUCAGUUUGACGAAGCACAAAAAAGUCCGAGGGGAAGUUCCCUAGGAAAUCCCCUGUUCGGGGAUAUUAUUGUCGACACUGAUGCGCCAAAGCUCCGACACAAUUGACCUCCCCAGUCCAUUUCGAAAAACUCAAGGCUAGAAGCAGAUGUGUCAAAUACUGGAUUAUUAUUAAGACUGCUCCUUCUGUCAAAUCUACGAAUCUUGCAAUGGAUAGCGUGAGUAUGAACACGGAUAACGACAUGCUGAAAGACAAAAACAGGAGUUACAGCACGUUGAAUACUCUGUAUCAUGAGACGCGGCAGGAGAUCGACCUUCUCAACAAACAGAUCUUCGUGAAGGACAACAUCAUAGCAGAUUUAAAAACGAGGCUGGGGAGAUAUGAGAGGAUUUAUAUGACUGUAGGAGAUAAGGAGUCUGUGGUCAUCGGGCCGUCCAAGUCCUUGUUGGAGAGUUUAUGUAAAGAAGUAUGCAAACUGAAACAGAAGAGGAAUGAAGUAGAGUUCAAAGCGGCCAAACUAGCAGAGGAAAUCAAGAGGUUGAAUGGGCAGCUCAGAGAGAAGGAGCUGGAGCUGGAGAGCAUCAGGUGUCAGCCGGACCACGAGAAGGACCAGGAGAUCCAGAGGCUGCGGUUAGCCUUGGAGGACAGGGAGCGGUCAGAGGCCACCAGGGCCGUGCUGUGCAAUUCCCUGGCGGAGGAGGCCGACCAGCUGCGCAACCAGCUAGGCGCGACCGUGAAGGUGUGCCAGGAGCUGCUGGCCAGGCUGGAGAAAGAGAAGAAAGGGGGAGGAGAAGUGGAGGAGAUGGCUCAGCAGCAAAAGGCAAAGGAGUUGACAGACUGCUCUGACAGGAGUAGUGUUAACACCCAAAUCUGUCAACUUAAGGAGGAGAAUCAGCAGCUAAAGCAGCGAGUGGCAUAUGUACAAGGUCUGAAUUCUCAGUGGCAGAAGUAUGAUUCCAGCAGGGAGGAUUAUAUCAGAGGCUUGUGUCAGAGGCUGAAGGAGACCACUGGGCAGGGCUUGAUGCCUGGGCUGGGCUCUGUCAACACUGGAUUGCUUCAUCAGGAGAUUUCCAGGCUCAACGGCUUACUGGAGGACAAAAUGAGCGAGUGUGCGAGGCUGGGAAGAGAAGUGGAGGAAAUAAGGAGACAUGACCAAGAGCGCAUCCAGACACUGGAGCAGCAGGUCCUCAUCUAUACAGACGACUUUAAGUCGGAGCGUGCUGACAGAGAGCGAGCACAGAGCCAGAUCCAAGACCUGAAAGAUCAAGUUUAUCAGUUGAAGCAGCAGCUACACAAACAGCAGGGAGCAAGUCGAGAGAGCAGAGAGGUGGUUCCCAUGUGUCGCGUGCACAUUGGACACAGGAUCUCCUCGAGGCGACACAAGGACUCUGCAGAGCAUCUGCUGAGGACAAACACUGAAGCGCAACAACAGCCUGCAGCUGCAACAGUGGCACCGAACCCUGUCUGGAAUGAAUACCCAGGCCUGUCAGAGUUACAAUGCCCGCGCUGCCUCACCAAGUUCGAUGACAUGGAUGCAGCAGAGUACCUGAACCAUUGUGAAGAGUGUGCCAAACUAUAAACGGAACAACACUCAUUUGGAAAAGACACUUAUCUCUUGCUGACAGUUACUGAACACUGAAAAGCAGCACUACAUGGCUGAAAAUAACCCGAGUGGAGUUUCCAAUUCGGAAAGGCUUGACUACAAACGAAACAAGUGAUUUAAGAUGUUUUGUACAUAUUGAAGCAAAACUGUACAAACCAGAGUUCCCCUGUCACAAGAGAAAUUAGUUCAAGUCUUUUUAAGCCUGCAUGUAGUUUUGUAAAAUCCAGGUUUUAAGUGUUCUCCUAUGGGUGGGCAAGGGGUUAUCGUGGUAGGGAAGUGGAUUUAUCAAAUAUCAUAUACCUCAACAUGUCAAAUUACAAACUUGUUGCACUUUCUUGACAUUUAGCCAAAAUAAAUAAUCGUUGGACCGUACGAUUAAGAGAUUUGUGAUACAUAAGCUUCUAAUGUUAGAUCUAGACAUCUAGUUGAUAAUGUGGUGCUAUAUAAGUUGUUUAUUUUUGAUGGAACUUUACAUAUUUCUGUUCUGUAAAUUAUAUAUUCUUAACAGAUUUAAAAUAUAUAACUAUUAUAUUUAUAUUUAUUCUCUUUGCAUAAAUAAUUGGAGGAGGCAAAUCAAUCUAGUGCAAUGUUUUUAAAACAAAACAAAACAUCAUUUUGCCUUUUUUCCACCAAAGCCAUGAGAGAUUUUUUUCUGGUAAGUUUUUGGGAUCAAAAAUCUUAAAACACAUUACAACUGGAAAAAAAUGUUUAAGAUCCAACUUCUUGUAAAGACCGAAUCCCGACUGACAACUUUUUUUUUUUUUUUUUUUUUUUUUUUUUUUUAGAAAUGGUGCUGUUUUUUCUUUGAGCUGGCACAUUAUUUUUGUAAUAAAAGAUUGUUUACCCACACUUUAUCUUAUGGUGAUUUA
Messenger RNA from Thunnus maccoyii (southern bluefin tuna), 2668 nucleotides. RefSeq names its product TNFAIP3 interacting protein 2 (gene tnip2). The transcript is spliced from 6 exons. NCBI's taxonomy places the organism in Eukaryota, Metazoa, Chordata, Actinopteri, Scombriformes, Scombridae. Gene Ontology annotation, biological process: regulation of transcription by RNA polymerase II; cellular response to lipopolysaccharide. Gene Ontology annotation, molecular function: K63-linked polyubiquitin modification-dependent protein binding. The record is from RefSeq and is a predicted model, not a curated record. Bases 405 to 1775 code for a protein of 456 amino acids.